AUGUCUCCCCUUAACUCUACUUCCACCCGAAAGCGCGGUCGGCCCCCCAAGUAUCAGUCUGCAGAAGAGCGACAGGCCGCGAAGAUAACACGACAACGAAAUCAGCGACAAGCCGCCCAAGCGGCUAAACGCAACACCUUCUUUGAUGAAUACUACUCGGCCGGUCCAUCUGCAACUGGUGAACGCCCGAUCGCUCUUGUUCCUGGCAUAGCGGCGUUUCCCGACCCGACGCACAGUGAGCACCUCGAGGGUGAUCUAUCAAAUUUAGAAACCGGAAGCCCUGCCCCAGCGGCUGCCGAGGAUGGCGAGGAUGUUUGCACGCUGGCACGCGUGCUGGCCGACCAGCUAUAUCAGCAUCACGGCUGUUGUCGGGAGUGCCAUGAGCAGGCCUGCGCGGCGCACCAAGAGACGCAUUCGGUUCAUACCGGGCUGGGGGAGUAUGUGGACCAGAUUAAUAUCGCUGGCGAUUUCCCGGAUGUGCUGGGCUCGGCUACAAUCGCGGCCCGCGAGUCCAAUCUCGCCCAGCAAGUCACCAAGGCACGAAAACAACAGAUCUACUGCGGCAUCGAUCCUCACAAGCCCGAUGAAUCCCCAACGCAUCUCUGCGUGGCAGCCGACCAUCGUCCCGAUCCUUCCUUGGGCGUGACUGUUGAUAUCGAUAGCGUGGGUGGGUUUGUCAGUAGUCUGGCGGUAGCUCGUCGGGGGAUCCGAUGGCAUCCUACGCAGAUGGCGGUGUCCGACCUCCAGUCCAGCCUGCAUAUAGAUCCGGUUUCAGUCCAGUAUUUCGACUCAACCGGGCAGGCCCACCAUGUUCGCCGGCCGGUCCAUCAAGUGCCGCACUAUACCUUUGGUCGUCUAAUUGGAUUCGAAGAUAUCUCUCUGUAUCUGCUCUUUCCCCGACUGUACCGGGAAGAUCAGCAAUCCAGCUGUCUGCUAGACCAGGAUUUCCAGCAAUGGACGGACGAUAUCCUCCUCCCAAUCAUCAAUCGGUGUUAUUCCGGCGACCUAAUCCAGCACUACCCCUCUAGCUUUGACCAUAGCCGGCUGAACGCAACCGCCCGGGGAGUAGAAAUGCGGUCCCAGCGAGUGGAUCCCAUCCCCCGCGAGCAGCUCCUUGCCUACUUUCUUCCUCCCGAGGCGCUUCCUACGAUCUGGGAACAGAUUCUAGAGGCGACCCACCGCCCCGGAUGCCACCAGUUUCAGGAUCUCAAGAUUCUGAUCGAGGGGAAAAACCUAAAGACCUUGACUAAGGCAGACACAUUAGCCGAUCUCAUGGCGGGCUUUCAACAACACUGGCAGAACGCUAUUAAUGAGGACUAUCUCGCUGAGCCGUUCUUCUACGACCUUGGAAAAGAAACCUGCCCCAACCACGGCGAGCGAGCGAGAGAGGCCGCCAGCAAUCUUUACUCUGGCGGCGUUGUUGCCUGA
Messenger RNA from Aspergillus terreus NIH2624, 1428 nucleotides. RefSeq lists its product as uncharacterized. NCBI's taxonomy places the organism in Eukaryota, Fungi, Ascomycota, Eurotiomycetes, Eurotiales, Aspergillaceae. The record is from RefSeq and is a predicted model, not a curated record. The transcript is spliced from 2 exons. Bases 1 to 1428 code for a protein of 475 amino acids.